Messenger RNA from Acanthaster planci (crown-of-thorns starfish), 4721 nucleotides. Its product is annotated as monocarboxylate transporter 13-like. The record is from RefSeq and is a predicted model, not a curated record. Lineage: Eukaryota; Metazoa; Echinodermata; Asteroidea; Valvatida; Acanthasteridae. Gene Ontology annotation, molecular function: monocarboxylic acid transmembrane transporter activity. Gene Ontology annotation, biological process: transmembrane transport.
GUUCGGCGCUAGCGCUGAAGAUUACUGUAGUGCAAUUGCUACGCUCAAGUUGGCUCGGCAGUCAUAUUAUGGUUCACCAUAUUUGAUUUCAAAAGAUCAUUGACUUACAAAACAAUCCUUUUGGCGUCUUGUUUCCGUCACAAAAGCUCACGGGUAUUCCUGUGUACGACCCUAAACAAUAAAGCAAACUAAGUUAAAGGAAACAUACGUGCUGUAUAUGUAGCACGGUGUACUACAUAAGCUGUACAGCUUGGCUUUAGUAACCGACGGUGAACUUCUAUGUACAAGACUACAUGGACAUGUAUAUGACUUAGCGGGAUUGCCGUGUUACCUAAAACAGUCUGGGGUGCUGAAGUUGACUGCUUGCAUCAAUACCAUCCAAGAUGGCUUCAACUGGUGCAAAACCCGUCAUUAAGGACCACGACAAGUGGGGAUGGGUAAUGGUAGCGGCAGCAUUUGUCAACUGUUUUGUAAUCUAUGGUCAGCUGAAAGCGCUGGGCGUCCUGCUUAUUCCGAUAAGCAACGACUACAAUUGUGACCUGGGGCUCAUCGGCUGGAUCGCAGUUCUGUACGGCAUGGUGCAAAACUGUAUCGCACCUGUCGUAGCAGCACUCGCCCGCUUUCUGGGGAGUAGUCGCAUGAUGAUGUUCGGUGGACUUCUCAACGCUGUAGGUAUCAUCCUAACGGCGGUGUCACCCUCAGUUCCACUGUUCUCCAUUUUUGUGAUUGGAAUGGCAGGUGUGGGGUCUGCUUUCUGCUGGUACAUUGGUUUUGCUGUAAUGGCCUCAUACUUCAAGGAGAAGUAUCCAUUAGCCAUUGGAAUAUCGACAAUGGGUGAACCCAUUGGUAUGAUGUUUUACGCGCCCGUUACCCAGGUACUUUUUAACACCUACGGUUGGAGAGGAUGCUUACUCUUACUGGGAGCUCUCUCGGCCCACAUGGUUGCGAGUGGCCUGCUGGUUCGACAUGAUCCAUCGAGGCCUACUUUGCCAGACAGUGAUGAGGAGUACCAAUAUGUGGCUGCCAGGGAUGAGGAGGAAAUCAGCGAGGAAGAGGGUGCUGUCGGUGGCGAGCAAGCCGAGCCCUCCCAGCAGAGAAAUGGUUCAGAUCCCGACCUUUCUCAGAGGAGCUGUUUCAAGCGCUUUGUCAAGGCAAUUGACUUCAGGGUGAUGGCAGAUGUCAGGUUCGUUUUGCUGAUUUGUGGGAGAUCUACGGCCACGUUUGCAUUCAGCGCAUGGUUGGUGUUCAUGGUGGCGCAAGGGCAGUUCCAGGGUCUGAACCAAGUUCAAGCGUCAUUUCUUCCCACUGCGUUUGGCGUUGGUAACAUUGUUGGCAAGUUGCCAAUGCCCCUUGCGCCUAAGAUUGGCAUAAAGCCAUCCAUGACAUCCUGGGCGUGCUUUGGAGCAGCCUUGGUGUGUAUAUCUUUCCUGGGGGUCGCCGCCGUUCAGCAGGCUUUUGUUGGACAGAUACUUCUUACGGGACUGUCGGGAUUCGGUUACGCAAUAUUGUAUCAAGCUGAGGAUGUGAUGGUACGGUUUCUGUCAAGUGAUGGUCGGUUAGUGAGUAUGCUCAGCUGGCAGGGAAUGCUUACGAGCAUAGCUGGGGCGCUUGGUGGAUUGAUAUCAGGUUGGGUUUUGGAAAGGACGGGUUCUUUCCUGAUAUCCCUGGGCAUGUUUGGUGGUGCAGUGUUCCUAUCAAUUCCCCUGUUCAUCGGAGAGGCUAUCUACACUGAGCGGAGAGCACACUAAAGGAAGGAAAAAUGCUACCAAGUUUUGAACAUAAUGACUGUACAGUAAAGUGUCAUAGGGCUUGUAAACUUUUCACUUUUACCAGCUAGGCUUGAACGUGUGCAUUGCCUGGUGUAGGCUUUGAGCUAUCUUGCAGAGCAGUUCUUUUGUUCCACAGGGACUUCUGUUGUUUGGAAGCAGUACCUACAGCUUUGGACAGUCUGGUGUAAAAUAUAAAGAUCACGUUAAUCCAAGAGAUGAUCAAGUCAGGUCACGAAAAUGUUAACCUGUGAAAACACAAGACUGACAGUAAAUGUAUGGAAGAGUUAACAGCAACACGUGAUUUUCACACGAUACAAACCUAUACCCAUUUCGCAAUUGCAGCGCAACACUGCUGUGGUCUCUCUCCUGAUACCUCUUCGCAUUUGCCCAUUACGAACCGUUUUCGGUCGAAGGAGAUCUCUCCAGAAAGACCUCUUUGAACGCAUCAUGAGCAGCUAGGUAUAGCUUCUUGUCUGUAGGAAUUUCUUUACCACAAUAUCCCGUUGCAACUCUCAAUUUUUCUAGACUGUCCUGUACAAUAUACCAGGCUCUUACUGUCAGAAACAUGAAUAAGAUGACACAGUAACUGGAAUCGCAACCUAACCCAUCAGAAGCGAGCUACGAUUUGGUAACUGAUUUCACAAACUGCCUUUUGAAACAAUUAUAGAUGUCAGUGAUGUAUGGCAAGAGAAAUGUAUCACUAAAAAGCUUACUCGACCAAGUGUGAUACUUGUAAAGUUAUCCCACAGGUAACAUGCAAACGUAACCUAAACUUUUUACAGUAUUCUAAAAGUGGACAGUAUUUAGAUAUUUGUAGAAAAUACUGGCUUGAAAUUGUUAUUAUUGAAAUUAUUUUGGUAACCAUUUUCUGUUGUAACAUGCACCGAAGCUUGGUCCUUAAUUGCUCCAUCGUCCAAAUCUAAACAGAAAACAAAUUCAUGGAACAUGAAAAAAGUCAUUCAUUAGUCUUUGUUGACAUAAACCGUCUCAUUGCUCAUUCAUCGUCUUGAGCUGUUGGCUUCGGAGUGAGUAACUUGUACUCGGAGAACUCGUUUGAAAUGUUCUCGUCGGAGGUGCAAUUUUUUUUUAUUUAUAUUACUGUUAAAAUUUUUAAAAACCGCCACCCCUUGAUGUUAGUACAGCCUGCUGUUGGAUAUGCCGAUGGUGAUUGAUCUUUGAGAACUCUAAAAUGGUCUUGAAGACCUUAUUUUGAUUGAUCUUACAGGGCGUUCAGUAUGUUAUCAGUAUUGAUCUGAUAGGGCGUCGUCAGAAUUCAGUUCUUGGUCAGAAAAUAGAGAGCUCAGAUCGCCUGGAAUGCGUUCGAAAACAAGUCAGUUGUGCUCAUUUUACCCCAAUGUAGUUUUAUGGGCAUGUUUGUUGUAAAGACCAGUGUUUCAAUGAUAUCACUUAUUAACCCCUACAAACAAUCACGAGAUCCAUUAAUCGGUUCGAAUAGUAUAUUUUUUAUUUGUUACGUAGCACUGAAACUUUGAAUUUUAAGGAAGGGCUGGGCCAAUUGCUCUCAACGUUUGCGUCCUUCCACGUGAUGCCGGUUCGCUCGGGCAGAUCUUGAUUAAAUUCAUAUUGGCUGUGUUUCUUGGGAUGUUGCAUGAGCUUCUUAGCUCAAUGUCUCGCGUCGAUGCCAAUGGGAGACUUAAAGACGCUGGUGGCAGCAGACAUACCUUUUUCUGUGGUUUUCACAUUUAUUUUCAUUAAAUAUCCGAGGAAUCAUCAUUAUCCGAGGAAGAUCACAUACACAGGCAAGAUGUUGAAACCUCGAGAAUUUAUCUCAGGAUGGCGGCAUACUGAAAGUAGAAUACCGACGUCCUGAACUAAUUUUUUAACAGACGAAAGCAAAAGAGAAAACAACCAAAAACGAACAAAACAAAAACACCAGGCAGUUAUUUUCUAAUUAACGAACUUUAUCUAUUUUACACCUACAAUGUAUUAACAGACACAAUUAGUUGUUCAAAAUUUGCUUACUUCAAGGAUAGAAACUGACAUUAGCAAAGUCAGUGGAUCAUCUGAUCCAAAUAAGGAUUAAAAGCACUUUGGAAAUGUGCAGAUUAACAAGGACGACUGCACGCACCUGCGGACUUGUUCAAUGGGAAACGUGAUACAGUAUUGGAGCCACUUUGCAAAGAAAGCCUGUAAUGAUAACUUGUACAUGUGCUUCACAAUGGUAUGGCAGGAAAGCAGAAAACACAGUUAUGGACCAUGUUAGAAUCAAUCAAAAUAAACGAAUCAAAUGAAGAUCUGGAGGGUCGUUUACAGGUGACAAAAUGAUGCUAGGCACUUACAACAGCCCUAACAGUCCCUAAUUCUCUGAUUUUAAUAUUUUACAUACACCCUCAGCAUUUAGGGCUAAAGGAGUAAGAGAAGUUAUUAACUUAUCAGGCAGUGCGAGCAGCACAUAUUUUACUACUGUAAUGACUUCUAGGGCCAACAUUAUGAAGUUCAGAUCAACUAAUUUUUUUCCAUUAGGGUGUGCAAAGCUUUCCCUGGGAAAUUGAAAAAUGUACAUGUAUUUGUUCAUAUCUGCACAGAAUCAGAUGCACACGUAUGCACUGUCUGUUGAUCUUUAUAAAGUCUAGUUUGAGUGAAAUUUAUUUCCUACUGAAUUUUCCAAAUGAUGAAUGAAAGCUCAUAACACCACCAUAGGUCUUAAAGAGAUGCCCUUUUUAUUGUCUACUAAAUGAAAUGACUGUGGAAACUCUGUGUUUCUUCAAAACAGUCAAGUUGUUUUGAACCCAAUAAACUGUGGUUAAACAAACUGGUCAAACUGUGUCUAUUUAAUCUUUGCAGCCAGUUUUCAACUUUGUUACAUGCUUCAUGGACAUUAACACUGGUUGCAAUGGCCAAAAAAAAUCGGAGAAAGUGGUUCUCUCAAUGCAGGGUUUGAGAUGACAAUCUAGCCGCUUAAUUUUUCAGCCGCCUCCAUUCCAUCAGACG